Zootoca vivipara (common lizard) is the source of this 3242-nucleotide messenger RNA. It is a transcript of the gene B3GALT2, whose product is annotated as beta-1,3-galactosyltransferase 2. Lineage: Eukaryota; Metazoa; Chordata; Lepidosauria; Squamata; Lacertidae. Gene Ontology annotation, biological process: protein O-linked glycosylation. Gene Ontology annotation, cellular component: Golgi membrane. The record is from RefSeq and is a predicted model, not a curated record. Gene Ontology annotation, molecular function: N-acetyl-beta-D-glucosaminide beta-(1,3)-galactosyltransferase activity.
UUAAACUGCUGCUUGCCUGUGCAGCAGCUGAAGAACUAUGGAUUGGAUUUUGCCGAACAAAACCUUAAGCUAAAAGCUUCCCCCCCCCCAACCCUCGCUUCAAGUCAUCCCUUUCGGUUACUGCCUAGCAACAAUGAAGGAAGAGGGGUAAAUCCCGUUAUCAAAUGCAAGCCAACAGUUCCAGCUUCUAGCUCAUGCUGUUCUGCCUGGCAUCGCCACUAGAAAUAUGGAUACUGAAGAGAAAACAGAGCACUGCAUUGUCCAGCAAGGGAAACACCAACCGUAAAAGCGUCAAUGCUUCCAUUGUCAGAAGCAGACAAUACCAGUCGGAAUGGAGGCAAGAAAUGCUGCUUCUGUCUCUUGAAAGAUGACCGGAGAAAAAUCAAGACCAACACGCCGGUGAGCAGGGAAGGUAGUGGAGCAGGAAGCAUACAGAUGGACACACUGGAUACCGUGAAAAGCAGUCGCAGGCAGCAGGCUGCUGGAGGAGAGAUGUGCGCAUGGCCGAUAGCAUCUUUUUGGCUGAAGGGAUGGCGUGCCAAAACUACUUGCAGUGGGCAUAAUCCUCUCACCACAAAUGGCUUGACAAAGGAAGAGCUGGUGAUUCGCUAACAAGCUGUCCACAACGGAAGAUGACCACCAAGAAAUAGCAGUGGAUCCAAAAACAAAGCAUUUCCUUCAAUCAUUCUCACAUCCCAUUUCUGGAUACUUACAACAUGCUUCAGUGGAGGAGGAGGCAUUGCUGCUUUGCCAAGAUGACCUGGAAUACCAAGCGGUCCCUGUUUCGCACCCAUUUCAUUGGCUUACUCUCUCUUGUGUUCCUUUUUGCUAUUUUCCUGUUUUUUAAUCACCAUGACUGGCUGCCUGGCAGAGGUGGAUUCAAAGAAAACCCUGUGGCUUACACUACACGGGGAUUUAGAUCGAUGAAAGGCGAAACAAACCACAGCUCUUUGAGGACCAUUUGGAAGGAUGCAGUUCCUCAGACCCUCAGGCCGCAGGCGAUGGCUAAUUCCAACAAUACGGAGCUGUCGCUUCAAGGAGUUACUGGUUUAGAGAACACACUGAGUGCCAAUGGGAGCAUUUACAAUGUGCGAGGCACUGGACAUCCGACGUCAUAUCACUUUAAGUAUAUUAUCAACGAGCCUGGGAAAUGCCAGGAGAAAAGCCCCUUUCUAAUACUGCUCAUAGCUGCAGAACCAGGGCAGGUGGAAGCUCGACAAGCUAUAAGACAAACCUGGGGAAAUGAGAGCUUGGCGCCUGGGAUCCAAAUUGUUCGGAUUUUUUUGCUGGGUUUAAGUGUUAAGCUGAAUGGAUACCUUCAGAGAGCCAUCCUGGAGGAAAGCAGGCAAUACCACGAUAUUAUCCAACAAGAAUACUUAGAUACUUACUACAACUUAACCAUCAAAACACUGAUGGGGAUGAACUGGGUUGCAACCUACUGCCCUAAUGUCCCCUACGUUAUGAAAACGGACAGUGACAUGUUUGUCAAUACAGAGUAUUUAAUACAUAAGCUUUUGAAGCCAGAAUUUCCUCUUCGGCACAAAUACUUUACGGGCUAUCUAAUGAGGGGGUAUGCACCCAAUCGGAACAAGGAUAGCAAGUGGUAUAUGCCGCCUGAUCUAUAUCCGAGUGAACGGUACCCUGUAUUCUGCUCUGGGACUGGCUAUGUGUUUUCUGGGGAUUUAGCGGAGAAAAUAUUUAAGGUCUCACUGAGUAUCAGACGUUUGCACUUAGAGGAUGUAUAUGUGGGCAUCUGCCUUGCCAAGCUGCGAAUUGACCCCAUGCCCCCACCCAACGAGUUUGUCUUCAAUCACUGGCGGGUUUCUUAUUCCAGCUGUAAAUACAGUCACCUAAUUACCUCCCAUCAGUUCCAGCCUAGUGAACUGAUCAAAUACUGGAAUCAUUUACAACAGAAUAAGCACAAUGCCUGUGCCAACUCAGCAAAAGAAAAAGCGGGCAAGUAUCGGCAUCGUAAACUUCACUAGAAGGCACCCUCCUCCUAAAAAUAUUCCAUGUGCAAUUUGUAAAAUAAAAAAUAAAGAGAAAAGGGAAAAGGCUGAAAGCAUGUACUGUAUAGUGGGGGAAAAAGUGCUUGAGAGGGACAAUAUUUAAGACCAAGCACUUAAUGAUGUUUGAAAAUUAUUUUUUUAAUUUAAAAGGGGAAAAAAAUCUAACUCUUGGAAAUAAUAUUAUGAUGGAAGUAUUAAUCAAGAAGUUUUCAAAAUCUGGGAGAUUAGAGAAAGAUGGUCUCAAGAUAUUUGUGUUAAUGUGCAAUAAUAAGCAUGCACAGUUUGGUGGUACAAUUGCUAUUUUAUGUGCCAAUAAAAUUAACUGCGCAAAUAUUACACACUAUUUUUCUUUUUUAAGAGGGAUUUACUCCCAAUUUUUGCCGUUAAUGACUUUUCAUUUUGGUAUUCAGAAUUGUAAUGAAAAACAUACAUGGCAAUUUGAAGAAAUCAUGUAUCAAUGAAAUGAAAUUCCUUCCACUAGCCUAAGAGUCAUUUAACAGAGUACACAGAUUUUUCACGUGUAAUUUUCUGGGAUCAGUAAUGCUAACACCAGUUUUAAAGAGCCUCUGUGUUUUAUAUAAAUUAAUAGUCUUGCUAUAAGAAAGCUGGCAAAGUGUGAUGCAAAAUUUCAUAACUUGGUCAUAACUUGGCUCAAAUAUUUUAGGAAAUAAUUACAUUUGAGACAAAACCCAUCACUACUAAGAGAACACUGGUACUUUGUCAUGUGGCAACGUAUUGUGUCAUCUUGGCACUUCAUACCGAAUUUUUGUCUAAUGUUUUAACAAACUGACAAAACAGGGGUGACCAAUUUGUACAGACAACGAGAGGGAAAUGUAUUGAGCUAAAGGACUAUAUAUACAGAUUGUAUAUGCAAAAUACACAACUAUCGGCAUAAGGUGAAAAAUGUUGGGGCCUGACAUGUCUCUUCUAUGAUACCAUCCUUCUAUGCCAUUUACAGUGAAAACAAGGCUCACUCGCCAGUGAUUAGCCCUGCUAGUUAAAAUUGUGUAGGAGACUCCACUAUGUAAACUCAUUUUAUUAGUACAGUGGUACCUCGGUUUUUAAGUACACAAUUGGUUCCGGAAGUCUGUACUUAACCUGAAGCGUACUUAACCUGAAGCGAACUUUCGCAUUGAAAGUAAUGGGAAGUGGAUUAAUCCGUUCCAGACGGGUCCGCGGAGUACUUAAACUGAAAGUACUCAAACCGAAGCGUACUUAAACCGAGGUAUGACU